AUGGAUUUAUUUAAAUCGUGUACAGAAGAACGAAAAUUCUGGAGUGAUGAUGAUAACUGGGAUGAAGACUUAGAUGGUUCGGAUGAUGAUGAUGAUGAUGAUAAUGAUGAUGAUGAUGAAUCGGAUGAUGAUUCGGAUGAUGAUUCGGAUGAUGAUGGUGAUGAUGAUGAUGAUGCUGCUGCUGAUGCUGAUGAUGAUGAUGAUAAUGAUGAUGAUGAUGAAUCGGAUGAUGAUGGUGAUGAUGAUGAUGAUGCUGCUGCUGAUGGUGAUGAUGAUAAUGAUGAUAAUGAUGAUUCGGAUGAUGAUUCGGAUGAUGAUGGUGAUGAUGAUGAUGCUGCUGCUGCUGCUGCUGAUGAUGAUGAUGAUGAUGCUGAUGAUGAUGACUCGGAUGAGGAUGAUAACUGGUUUAGUAAUGCACUUUUUGAAUCAAACUCUACGGUUAUGAAGUAA
Echinostoma caproni is the source of this 450-nucleotide messenger RNA. Lineage: Eukaryota; Metazoa; Platyhelminthes; Trematoda; Plagiorchiida; Echinostomatidae. The record is from the annotation of a GenBank genome assembly.